ACUCUUUGACGCUUCGCUCACAGUCGAUUGGCGGUUCUCUCAGUAGCAGCUGAGAUUACAGUAAACAUUGUGCACGAGCAGGAAGAGUAUAGCCACAUACAAUACGUAAAUAUGUAGGUUUGUAUGUAGAUAUACUCAACUAUAGAACAAGAACUUGCAGAAGUGCUUACAAAUAUACAAACAGCUGUGAAUGCAACACAAAUCUAACCAUAUAUAUAUAUGCAGAUAUAUAACGGAAUAUUGGUUUUGACGGUGGACAGUCAGUCACUACUCUUAAAAUGCGUAACAUUCGAUUAAAUAUAGGAAAUUUUAGAGAGAUCGACGCAAUUGUAGUAUUGUAGUUUUUAAUUGUGUAAAAUUGCGAAAAUAAGAGAACCUUUUUUUUAAUUACUUAACAAUUCAAUUGUUUACCAACGUUAGACUUCAUUUAUUGUGUGCAUUUUGUUGUGAUUGUGAAAUAAAUAAAUGCAUUUACUAAGUGUCAUAUUAAUGGUCACAGCUCUGCUGUGUACCGCCAAUGUGCAGGCCUACCGCUUCUUGGGCAUUCUGCAUACCGGCGCCAGAUCGCAUCACAUCGUCGGCUCAUCGCUGUUCAAGGAGCUGGCGCGUAGAGGUCACCAGGUUACUGUCAUUUCACCAUUUCCACUAAAGAAGCCGCUGGAGAAUUAUGUCGACAUAGAAACACCUAGAAUAAAGGCAGUCAUGGAGAGCUCCGCAGCUUUUCUUCUGCAAAUUAGUGAGCGGAGUGUUAUAGAGAAUGUGCGGAAUUUCCAUGAAAUGGGUCUUAAUAUGUCGCGCACAUUUCUGGAAGAAGACAAUGUUAAAGCACUACUUGCUAGUAAUCAGACCUUCGAUGCAGUUAUUUGUGAAAUAUUUCUCUCUGAAGCGCUAUAUGGUCUAAGUGAACAUUACAAUGUGCCACUAAUAGGUUUAGGCACCUUUGGCGCACACCCCUGGAACACAGAUAUGGUCGGAUCACCCAGCCCCCCUUCAUACGUGGCAAGCGCUAUGUUGCCAUUCAAUGAUCGCAUGACGCUGUGGCAACGUGUGGGCAACUUUGCAUAUAAUAUAUUCGAACGUUUGUUGCUCGAUCUAUAUUAUUUGCCGAAACAAGCAGCGAUUUAUAGGGAAUUCUUUCCACGCAACAAGCGUGAUAUGUACGAGGUGCGUCGCAACGCUGCAUUAGUGCUGCUCAAUCAGCACGUGUCGCUCAGUUUUCCACGUCCAUAUGUCCAUAAUCAGAUCGAAGUUGGAGGCAUGCACAUUAAUCGAAAACGCUCACCACUACCUGUCGAUUUGGAACGAUUCAUCAAUGAAUCGAAACAUGGAGUCAUCUAUUUCUCAAUGGGAUCCUAUUUGCGUAGUAAGUUUUUGCCUUUAGAAAAACGUCAGGCAAUACUUGAAACAUUCCGUGGCUUAAAACAGCGUAUACUAUGGAAAUUCGAAGAUCCGCAACUCGAGGGCAAGCCGGAUAAUGUAUAUAUAAGUGAAUGGUUUCCACAGGACGAUAUUUUGGCACACCCGAAUGUGAAAUUCUUCAUUACACAUGGCGGUUUACUCAGCACCACAGAGUCCAUUUAUCAUGGCAAACCUUUUAUUGGCAUACCGAUCUUUGCUGAUCAGUUUCUCAAUAUGAAUCGCGCCGAAGCUGGCGGUUAUGGCAUAAGUAUGGACUACGCUAGUUUCACGAGAGAUAAAUUCAAAGCCGCCAUUGAACGUAUGUUGAAUGAUGACAGCUAUGCGAAGCGUGUUGCGGCUGUUUCAGCGAUUUAUCGCGAUCAGCCAAUCAAUCCGUUAGACUUGGCUGCCUAUUGGGUAGAAUAUGUGGUGAGACAUAAGGGAGCCAAGCACUUACAUUGCGUCGGACAGGAUUUGAGUUUCAUACAAUAUCAUAGUAUAGAUAGCAUGCUGAUCUUAUUUGGUGGUCUGUCUUUAGUAAUUCUGCUGACCAUGUUGCUGAUACGUUCAAUAUGGGGUUGGUUGCAAUUUGCGCUUGCGCGAAAAGAUAUUAAGGAGAAGACACAAUAAAAUGUGAGAAUUAUAUUAAGACGUUAGUUGUUAACUACUUAUUUGUACUCUCAGAUAUAUUACCUGAUUUAAUGAUAAUAUAUUUUAGUAAAUAAAACGAUUGCCGCGGUAAAGCUAUUGAA
This is a messenger RNA of Bactrocera oleae (olive fruit fly), 2150 nucleotides long. NCBI's taxonomy places the organism in Eukaryota, Metazoa, Arthropoda, Insecta, Diptera, Tephritidae. The record is from RefSeq and is a predicted model, not a curated record.